This is a messenger RNA of Penicillium waksmanii, 1008 nucleotides long. Its product is annotated as proteasome regulatory particle lid subunit RPN11. Lineage: Eukaryota; Fungi; Ascomycota; Eurotiomycetes; Eurotiales; Aspergillaceae. Gene Ontology annotation, molecular function: proteasome binding; protein binding; metallopeptidase activity. Gene Ontology annotation, biological process: protein deubiquitination; proteasome-mediated ubiquitin-dependent protein catabolic process. Bases 1 to 1008 code for a protein of 335 amino acids. Gene Ontology annotation, cellular component: proteasome regulatory particle, lid subcomplex. The record is from RefSeq and is a predicted model, not a curated record. The transcript is spliced from 4 exons.
AUGGACCGCCUCAACAGAAUGCUGCAGGCCGCACAGGGCAUGGGAAUGGGAAGCGCUGCCCCCGGUGGUGACACCCCGAACCUGAUUGAUAACUCCGAAACCGUUCAUAUUUCCUCUCUGGCCCUGCUGAAGAUGCUGCGACACGGCCGCGCAGGUGUUCCGAUGGAAGUCAUGGGUCUGAUGCUGGGUGAAUUUGUCGAUGAAUACACAGUCCGCGUUGUGGAUGUCUUUGCCAUGCCCCAGAGUGGUACUGGUGUCAGUGUCGAGGCCGUGGAUCCCGUAUUCCAAACCAAGAUGAUGGAGAUGCUCCGGCAAACGGGACGGCCAGAGACUGUCGUUGGAUGGUAUCACUCUCACCCUGGUUUCGGUUGCUGGCUUUCAUCCGUCGAUAUCAACACCCAGCAAUCUUUCGAACAACUCACCCCCCGCGCAGUGGCCGUCGUCGUCGAUCCCAUUCAGUCGGUGAAGGGCAAGGUUGUUAUUGACGCCUUCCGCCUUAUUCAGCCACAGACCGUUGUCAUGGGCCAGGAGCCCCGUCAAACAACCUCAAACUUGGGUCACCUGAACAAGCCCUCAAUCCAGGCUCUCAUUCACGGCCUAAACCGUCACUACUAUAGCAUUGGAAUCAACUACCGAAAGACCGGCCUGGAGGAGAAUAUGCUGAUGAACUUGCACAAGCACGUAUGGACCGAGGCCCUGCAAAUGAACGAUUUCCACGAAGACGGUCAUCACAACGUGGAGCAGAUGAAGCAGCUCGUUAGCCUUGCCGAGGGCUACGAGAAGCGGGUGAAGGAGGAGACAGAGCUGAGCAAGGAUCAACUGAAGACACGAUACGUCGGCAAGGUUGACCCCAAGAAGCACAUUGAGGAUGUCAGCCAGCAAUUGAUCGAGGACAACAUUGUCGCCGUGUCCCGCCAAAUGAUUGAUAAGGAAGCUUCAGUAGCCCGGCAAUCAAGCUCGAAAGAAGGCGCCAACGGUACCAACAUGGAUGUGGAUGAGGAACUCUAG